Molecule: messenger RNA, 1437 nt
Organism: Cajanus cajan (pigeon pea)
Lineage: Eukaryota; Viridiplantae; Streptophyta; Magnoliopsida; Fabales; Fabaceae
Product: peroxisomal nicotinamide adenine dinucleotide carrier
Biological process (GO): transmembrane transport; nucleotide transport
Source: RefSeq, a predicted model, not a curated record
AUGUGAAGUCAAAGUCUUGCCAUUUUCUACCUAUUCUUUAUAUCUUCUCUUUGGAAGAAGUGUGUGAAGUGAAGCUCAAAUGAGUUAAGAUUCAAGACACAGAAACAAGGAAGAAGAGUAACAACAACCAUGUCAGAAUCAAACGCAAUUGCAAAUGGUUUGGCUGGUGCAGGUGGUGGAAUUAUUGCUCAAAUCAUAACUUAUCCUCUUCAAACGGUAAACACGCGCCAGCAAACUGAGAGAACACUCAAAAGGAACAAGCAAAGUUUGCUUCCACAGUCCUCCAACUCGACCAAAGCUCCUGGCACUCUUCUUCAGAUCUUUCAGGUCAUUGGAAGUGAGGGUUGGGGUGGACUCUAUAGUGGCCUCAAGCCUUCUCUUCUUGGAACUGCUGCUUCUCAGGGCAUUUACUAUUAUUUCUAUCAAGUUUUCAAGAACAAGGCUGUGGCCAUUGCAGCUGCGCGGAAAGUGAAAGGGCAUGGAGAUGGUACUGUUGGGAUGUUUGGUUGGCUUGUUGUGGCUGCAAUUGCUGGGUCCUUGAAUGUAUUGCUGACAAACCCAAUAUGGGUUUUGGUUACUCGGAUGCAGACUCAUACUCAAGCAGAAAAGAAAAUCAUGGAGGAAAAGAAAGAAGAUUUAAGGAGGGCAGCUUCUGAAAGCACCAUAGCAGGCUCAACAUUACAAGACAAUUUGGCUGAACUGAAUUCCAUAAAACCUCGUCCAUAUGGAACUAUACAUGCAGCUAACGAAGUAUACAAUGAAGCGGGUAUAGUUGGAUUUUGGAAGGGUGUCAUCCCUGCCCUUAUUAUGGUAUGCAAUCCGUCAAUUCAGUUUAUGAUUUAUGAGAGCUCAUUACAGCAUCUAAGGGCAAAACGCGCUGCUAAGAAGCAAGGGGAUACAAGUAUAUCUGCUUUGGAGGUCUUUUUGGUGGGAGCAAUAGCAAAACUUGGAGCCACUGUCUCAACAUAUCCAUUACUAGUUGUCAAGUCAAGGCUUCAAGCAAAACAGGAGAUUGGUGGAAGUAGCUCAUUAAGAUACUCAGGUACUUUUGAUGCGGUACUUAAAAUGAUCCGCUAUGAAGGAUUACCUGGCUUUUAUAAGGGGAUGAGCACAAAGAUAGUACAGAGUGUUUUUGCAGCUUCUGUUCUAUUCAUGGUUAAGGAAGAGCUUGUUAAGGCUUUUAUGGUGCUAGCAGAUAAAAGCAAGAAAGUUGUAUCAAAUAUGAGUAGUUGAAUCUCUUCAUUUAGCUAAAGAAAGUAAAGCAAGUAGUUUCCUUCUUUACCAUGUGAAAGGGAUAAGUUUCUCUUAGAAUCUGUUUGGAUAUAAGUUUAGAAAUGUUUUUAAAAUCUUUUUUACUAGAAAAUAUUCUUUAUUAUUCACAGAUUGUGGUGAGAGAAUAAUGAAGUAUUCACCAAAUAAUGGAUGAAAUUAACCCCA